UUACGUUACAAUGUAUGAAAACAUUGUACAUCUCAAGCGCGGCGUCGUCUGAUUCUCAUUUCACAAACCAAACCUAUAUUUAUUCGCCCCUUUCAUCGAGCUCACAAUAAUUGUGUUUUCUGUUAUUGCUGAGACUCUUAAUCUCCACAGUUCAAAGAGUUUGGAACAACCAAAAUGGUGAAAAUUGCUUUACAAAUGAAAGCCCAGCUCGAAAGUAUUGAUGCUAUUUAUGCGUCACAACCUGAAUUCCGGUAUUUCAUGAAGAUGAAAUGUCACAGCUGCAACGAAGAAUCGGACAAGUGGCAUGAUGUUUCCCUGAGUGAGACUGCAGCAUUGAAAAGUGGACGUGGUAACUGUAAUUUUGCACUGAAGUGUAAAUUUUGUGGGAAAGAGAACCAAAUAGACAUAUUGAAGAAAUCUGAUCAAAAGUAUGUCAAAGAAAAGGAGGGAUCUUUUCAAACAAUUGCUGAAUUUGAUUGCCGGGGUAUGGAACCUAUAGCGUUCUCCCCCAGGGAAGGAUGGAUCGCAGAGGCUAGAGAAGGUGGUCAAAAAUUUGAAGAUGUGGAUCUAUCUGAUGGGGAAUGGAUAGACUAUGAUGACAGGUUGAAAGAGUCAGUUAGGGUUUAUGAACUAGAAUUUAAAUUCAUCAAAACUAAAUGAUUAAGUUUAAUAAAGUCUAAGCACUAAAGUAAGUUUUACUAAGAUUUCAUGUCAACUCAUCCUGGGCUACUAAAGAAUUGCUGUAAAAAUCACAGACACAAUAAAGAAUAAACUAUUUAAAUUAUUAAUUAAA
Frankliniella occidentalis (western flower thrips) is the source of this 793-nucleotide messenger RNA. RefSeq names its product UPF0587 protein CG4646. The record is from RefSeq and is a predicted model, not a curated record. Gene Ontology annotation, molecular function: zinc ion binding. Bases 175 to 660 code for a protein of 161 amino acids. The transcript has 2 exons. NCBI's taxonomy places the organism in Eukaryota, Metazoa, Arthropoda, Insecta, Thysanoptera, Thripidae.